ACACACUUUCACUCUCACUACACACACACACACACACACGCCCUCAUCUAUAAUUGAUGCUUGCUCUGGGCCGAUGCUGCAGGGCUCGGGACUGAGGCAGCUGCUUAGUUUAUGGAGGAAAAAGGGAGCAAGAUGGUGGAGCAGGGUAAUCAGGACGCCCCAGCACCCCCAGAGCCCAUGGCCCAGCCUUACCCCUCCGCCCAGUUCGCCCCCCCUCAGAACGGAAUCCCCACCGAGUACCCGGCUUCACACCCCCACCCGGCUCCAGAGUACCCGGGCCAGACCGCUGUACCCGACCACACGCUGAACAUGUACCCCCCGGCGCAGACACACAGCGAGCCCAGCGCAGACACCAGCGUACAGACCGUCUCCGGCACAGCCACACAGACAGACGACGCAGCACAGACAGACAGCCAGCAACAGACACAGUCAUCCGAAAACACGGAAAACAAGACGCAGCCGAAGCGGCUUCACGUCUCCAACAUCCCUUUCAGGUUCAGAGAUCCAGACCUCAGGCAAAUGUUUGGCCAAUUUGGUAAAAUCUUAGAUGUUGAGAUCAUUUUUAAUGAGAGAGGAUCUAAGGGUUUUGGUUUCGUAACUUUCGAAAGUAGUGCUGAUGCGGACAGGGCGAGGGAGAAAUUACACGGCACGGUGGUAGAAGGCCGUAAAAUAGAGGUUAACAAUGCAACAGCACGAGUAAUGACAAACAAAAAGACGGUCAACCCAUAUGCAAACGGCUGGAAGUUAAAUCCUGUUGUGGGUGCAGUCUACAGCCCAGAAUUCUAUGCAGUGCCAGGUUUUCCAUACCCAGCUGCCACGGCGGCUGCAGCAUACAGAGGGGCGCACUUAAGAGGGAGAGGACGCACCGUCUACAACACGUUCCGGGCAGCUGCUCCUCCACCGCACAUCCCAGCGUACGGAGGCGUUGUGUACCAGGACGGAUUUUAUGGUGCAGAUAUUUAUGGCGGAUACGCUGCCUACCGAUACGCCCAGCCUGCCACCGCCACCGCCGCUGCCUACAGUGACAGAAAUCAUUUCGUCCUCGUUGCAGCCGAUGAAAUUUCUUGUAACACCUCUUCAGUUACGGACGAGUUUAUGCUGCCGACCCCUACAACCACGCACUUGCUCCAGCAGCCACAUACAGCGUUGGUGCCAUGAACGCUUUCGCGCCCCUGACCGAUGCCAAGACCAGGAGUCACGCGGACGAUGUGGGUCUUGUUCUUUCUUCAUUGCAGGCUAGUAUAUACCGAGGUGGAUACAGUCGUUUCGCUCCAUACUAAGAAAAAAAACAACACAAAACCAACAAAAAACACUAAUGAGAAUCUUCCUGUGGGGUAAAGAGAGAAUAAUUCAGAGGCCUGGGUAUUGCAAUACAUGCAGUAGUGCAUCAUUUUGGCAUCUCUUAAGAGAGAGGACAAAAAUGGAUAUUUUUCAUCUUAUACCUCAGAUAUUUUGUGCUGUGUAUUUUAAUAUUGUGGGUUUUUAAUUUCUAAAGAUUACAUAGAUUGUUGGCUGUAGAGGUUUCUGUGGUGAUCUAGAGAGCUGCUAGAUUUUAAAAAGAAGAAAAAAAAACACUUAAAGAUACAAAUUGUUAGGGCUUUAUCAUGUAAAUGAAUUAUGUAUGAUAAAUAUUAAGUCCCUUGGGGUUAUCAUAUUUUGUAAGAGUGUAAGUGACUACAAGUGCUUUUUUUGUUCGUUUUUUUUGUUGGUGCUUUUUUGAUUUCUGGGGGUUUUUUUGGGUCGUUUGUGGUUUCCAUGCCUGAAAGAAAGAAAGAGAGAGAGAGAGAGAGAGAGAGAGGGACAGGAAGGUAGACGGUAGGUGAGUGUAGACGCCCGCAUCUCAGCGGCGGGCAGCAGAGGUGGGCCCGAGGGAAGCCAGCGCACCGUGGUGGUGCGAAGACAGGAAAGAAACCACUGAGGCAUUGAUUAUUUCAGCCGUCUGAUAUCAGUCAUCACUCAAAGCCAAAGUUUACGUUCCUGGGAUGUUCUACGUGUUCGGAAUUUUACAUAGCGGCUCUUAGAAAAACUCCACAAAACUUCACCGUGACAGUAUUUUACUGUUUACCUAUUAUCUAGUACGUAGGUCAGGCCCUUAACUAGUUGAUGCCAACCACAAGAUGUUCUUUUUAUAUUACGGUACUUCCAGUAUAUCGAUUGAUAUAAUUGCUGACUUUUAUAUUACGGGAGAGAUGAAUAAGUAAAAAAAUAAAAAUAAAAAAAAUUAAAAAGACGGCGAAAGUGGCGCCGUUUAUAUUUUCUGUUUUUUUUGUUUUCCUUUCUUUUAUUUCAUUUUUUUUUUUCGAAAGUAAUGAAAACUAUGAUUAUUUGUACCGGAUGAAAGUGAAAAAAAAAAAUAAUAAUAAUAAACCAACAGUGUAUUAAAUUUGAUCUGUUCAGUGGAAAUGUUCUCUUAUACGAAAUACACAGCUGUGUAAUGUUUUAGAAUUAGUGUGGUAGACCAACUGUUAGAGAAAGGUGUCUCAUUUUUUAUGGAAUCAUACUCAGAUUUAUAUCAACACUUUACAAGUAAUGCAAUCAUUAUGUAGAUAUGAUCAUAGUAUUUUUGUCAACUGUACUAUUUUGCACACACGACCUGCAGUUUUUUCAUCACUUCUCAGCUCGUGGGACAUUACAUCGUCUGUUGUUUGCUUUUUUGAUUUUUUUUUGUUUUGUUUUGUUUUGUUUUGUUUUUUUGUUUAUUUGCUUUGCCUCGUUUUAGUUUUGAUAUCAUUUUUAAUGUGACAUCCUUUGUAAUAUUAUUUUCUAGAAACACAGCCUUUACACUUUGAAACUGUUUGAUUAUCGAGAAACUGAGAAAUAUAGGACUUGUGAAAAAGAUAUCUAUAUGUAAAUAUGAAUAAUGAUAAAUAUGUCAUUUACAAGUGCUACACAAACAAGCCGUCCAGGUGUCCUUGAAGAGUGGCGGCUUGUGCUGUGCAUUCGCGAAGAACUUCCCUUCAUGUUGUUUACAGUAUACCUACUUAGAGGUGUUUGUCACAUAUCUCAUUUUUGUUUCUUUUUUUUUUUGGGUUCCUUUUUUGUAUUUAUAAAAAAUGUUAAAAUACAUAAAAUACAACAAAAACAGCAGCUUAAAUUUAUCCAGCUGCAAAUAUCCUCUUGUGUACUGUGUGUCCUACCACACAACUGGGCAAAAAUAUCGUAUCCACUGCUGUAACUCUGCUAUACUUUCUGCUUCCAGUAGGUGUUGUGAACAGGCCUUCUCCUUGUCAUUGUAUGUGCAUGCACUAUGAUCCGCAUAACAGUAACCAUCAAUAAAGUUUCUCAAGAUAAGGAGAAA
Colossoma macropomum (tambaqui) is the source of this 3298-nucleotide messenger RNA. It is a transcript of the gene rbfox1, whose product is annotated as RNA binding fox-1 homolog 1. Gene Ontology annotation, biological process: regulation of alternative mRNA splicing, via spliceosome; nervous system development. Lineage: Eukaryota; Metazoa; Chordata; Actinopteri; Characiformes; Serrasalmidae. Bases 112 to 1158 code for a protein of 348 amino acids. Gene Ontology annotation, cellular component: cytoplasm; nucleus. Gene Ontology annotation, molecular function: mRNA binding. The transcript is spliced from 13 exons. The record is from RefSeq and is a predicted model, not a curated record.